AUGGAAACAGAUGAUAGUGACAUAGAAAAUGGUAAUCAAGAUACUAAUAGUAAGCUUGAAAACAAUGACAGCAUACCUGAUAAAGACAACUCACUUUUAGAAGAAAACAAAAGCAAAUAUGAAGAUAUCUCAGAAAAUAUUGAAAAUUCCCAAAGUGGUGACCAAGAAAAAGAGAUAAAUGAGAACAUGACAAACAAAAAAAAAGACAAAAGACCUUGUGGGAAGAAUGAAGACCAAGUACAAGACACAAGUAGUUCAAAUGAUACAGAAAAUUUGACCAGAGAUAGAAAUGAAAAGGAUGACAAACCAACUGAAAAGGGUGACCAAUCUACUGAAAAGGAUGACAAACCUACUGAAAAGGGUGACCAAUCUACUGAAAAGAAUGACAAACCAACUGAAAAGGAUGACAAACCUACUGAAAAGGAUGACAAACCUACUGACAAGGAUGACAAACCUACUGAAAAGAAUGACAAACCAACUGAAAAGGAUGACAAACCAACUGAAAAGGAUGUCAAACCAACUGAAAAGGAUGUCAAACCUACUGAAAAGGAUGACAAACCUACUGAAAAGGGUGACAAACCUACUGAAGAGGGUGGAAGAAAGAAACAAAAAGAAGGAAAGAAGAAAAAGGGGAAAAAUAAUCAAGGUGGUGCCAGCACAUCUCAGGUACCUACUAAAAAACAGCCGGAUUCAAGGAAAGUAAAAGUAAAUUUUCAUGUUUUACUGCCGAAAGAGUUUCACAUGGAUGUAAAAACUGAUCAACUGUUUAUUCGUGGUGAUGAUGCUGUUCUUGGUGGUUGGAGUUCUACGAAACAUAAGAUGGAUAAGAUUCAGUAA
This is a messenger RNA of Lottia gigantea (owl limpet), 837 nucleotides long. RefSeq lists its product as hypothetical. The record is from RefSeq and is a predicted model, not a curated record. NCBI's taxonomy places the organism in Eukaryota, Metazoa, Mollusca, Gastropoda, Lottiidae. The coding region runs from base 1 to 837 and encodes 278 amino acids. The transcript is spliced from 4 exons.